AUGUUUUGUUCGCAGUGUGGGAAACCAGGGCAACUGGUUUUAUUGGGAUGCUGUCAAGCCUGUGUCGAUUGUGCCGCAAGCAAGACAACCGCUCCCUCGUCUAUGAUUUCCCCGACACCCAAUUCUCAACCAACGUCAGCACACCAACUGAUCCAAUCUAAACGUCAAGAGGCAAUCCAACGUGCUCGAGGCUUGUAUUCCCAUCCAACAUCCACCCCGGUCAUUCCCAGCCCCCUCAGUCAGCCUCCUGCACCCACUUUGCUUCCGCAACAAACACACUUUCCUCCACCCAGUGCCAGCAAUCCAGGAUUACCAGCCAUUACCGCCCCUGAAAUAUCCAGGAGCAACCCAUAUCUGAUGGCCCGCACAGCACGGAUGUCGGCCAUCCAACCCUACCCCACCCAACGGGCCGCCCGCACUGCUGCAAGAGUUCCCAAACCGCCAAAACUUCCUACCAGCAAGGGGGCUCUCCCAUUAACUAGCCCUCCCGACAAGAUCUCAGUCCAGUGUGGUUUCGAGAUGUGGUACAGAAGCAAAUGGACCCAGCAGCAAGGUGUCUUACGGACCAACCAUUUCGUCAACUGGGCCGACCCCUCCUCUUUCACGAGCUUGCUUACCACACUUUGCAAUAAAUUCUGUGAUCUCGUCGAACUCAAGACCAAAAUCACGGACGAGAGGGCAAUGUUUGCCAAAGAACAUUUUGAUUUCUGUCGGUUAGGCUCACGGAAAGGGGGGUCGGUUGAAGAUUAUGACUCAUUUGUCGACUUUCUUAAGCGGGAGAAAGUCAUUGAUCUUAUAUACGACCAGGAUGCUUUUGAAAAAUUUUCACUAGAUGAAGAGGAGCGACUAGGAAUGGAAGCCGAAUCAGCCCGCCACAAACUCCGAUCCAGCCAAUCUCGUCCGUCCACCAAUAGGUCGCCGACUCCUGAGAGCGAGAUGUCUUACUCUAGUCUCCCAUCACCCAAAACAGUUGUAACCCGCUCAACAUCCAUAGUUACACGUUCGGCCUCUGCCGUGUCCUCUCAGAUGUUCACGAUGGACGACUCUACCAAACAACUCAGUCAGAAUAUUCCUGGCCCACUCACUCAGAAUAAGGUGAUACCCACUGCGGUCAAUCUAUCACCUCCCGACAUACCACUUCCAAACCCACCUUGUUCAAUGGCUAAAGAGAUGAAGGAAGAGGAUGGCAUCGUUGUGAUCCGGGUCACUCCACCUUGGCGAGCUGAGGCAAUCCUGAAUCCAAAUGAUCUCUCAUGGGACCGCUUUGGGACGUUGGAAACCUCAUAUUGGGACCGAGGUUCCGAUGACUCUGACUGGGUGGAUGGUGUUCGGUACCACCUGGAAGCGGAUGGGUUGAUCAUGGUCCAGAGAAUUUGUCUUUACCGGGUGGAUUACAAAAAAUGCUUCAAACUCAAGCCUGGAUCUAAGGUCAUUGCGGCGGAGAUUCUCAAUUCUGGGACCGUAUUCCAAAUGGUGGCCGAGUACGAACUUCAAAAGAAGGACUUGUCGAAAGAAAGCUAUUCUAUAUGGCCCAACUGCGUAAUGCGCUCAUACGCUGCCGCCAGGCAAUUUUUGGCCCAGUUUGCCCACGCUGUCAAAUCGUCUGAUGACUGCAGCACCUCUCAAAGGCAAUUGGCAGCAAAGCUUAGGAUUGUUGAUAACUUUCCAGUCCAUCAUGACUUCAUGAAUCGUGGAAGAUCUGGUGACCCUUAUGUCGAAGGGCAAGACGACGAUAUGUUACCUGCACGAGAAGACACACCUGAAUCAUACUACGUAGAUGGUCCCCACGAUCCGGAAGAAGAGCCAUCCCGCGUCUUUAUAAUGGAAGAGCAUAUCGAAGGUUAUUCGACCCUUUUGUCCGCCGCCACAAAAGACUACUAUAUCAGUAACCACUCCAAGACCAUUGACUUGUUGCUACACUCUUUUCAACACUGGGUCUAUGCGCACACGAAAGGUCAGAUGACGAUUACCAACUUCAAGGGAAAUCCUCCGCUAAUAGCUAAACCACAAAUUGUGGAUUUGAACAAAAAGUAUGGAAAUUUCUAA
Molecule: messenger RNA, 2046 nt
Organism: Puccinia graminis f. sp. tritici CRL 75-36-700-3
Lineage: Eukaryota; Fungi; Basidiomycota; Pucciniomycetes; Pucciniales; Pucciniaceae
Product: AKL31
Exons: 4
Coding region: 1-2046 (681 amino acids)
Biological process (GO): protein phosphorylation
Molecular function (GO): ATP binding; protein serine/threonine kinase activity
Source: RefSeq, a predicted model, not a curated record